Messenger RNA from Columba livia (rock pigeon), 2265 nucleotides. It is a transcript of the gene COX7A2L, whose product is annotated as cytochrome c oxidase subunit 7A-related protein, mitochondrial. Bases 364 to 714 code for a protein of 116 amino acids. The record is from RefSeq and is a predicted model, not a curated record. NCBI's taxonomy places the organism in Eukaryota, Metazoa, Chordata, Aves, Columbiformes, Columbidae. The transcript has 3 exons. Gene Ontology annotation, biological process: mitochondrial respirasome assembly; mitochondrial electron transport, cytochrome c to oxygen; regulation of oxidative phosphorylation.
UCGGGGGGCAGCGGUGCGCACGCGCACUAUAGCUCAGCCUCUUAGGGGUCAGCCUGCUGCCUGAGUGAAAAUUGCCGCCGGCCUCACUUAGAGAGCGGCAGGCGUUGGAAGGGAAGACGCAGUCCCGCUGCUUUAGUAACGACUCGUGUGUUUCGCCUGAUUUUUCUUCUUUUUUACGCCGCUCCUUUCAGGGCUUUCUCGUUCCCCGCCCGCAGGCGCUCGUGGGGUGCUCCGCGAGCCGCUGGGUCCUUGCACGUUCAGCCGUCGGGAAAAAAAAAAAAAGAAAAAAAUCGGGCCGGGGGUCCUUCCGCGAGGCGCGUCGCACCCGGUGGGCCGUGGGGAGCGGGCGCGCCGGGCCCCGCCAUGUACUACAAGUUCAACGGCGUCACGCAGCGGCUGGUUGGGGCCGCAGCCUCCGCCGCCUACAACCCGCAGGGACUCAAACCAAUAGUUUCCACUGAAUCCCCAGCUCUGAUUUUUGGGACAACAACUAAGCUUGCUUCAGAUUUACCAGCAACUGAUUCUUUCUUGGGUAAAAACAAGGUGCCAGACCUACAGAAACUUUUUCAGAAAGCAGAUGGACUGCCAGUACACCUGAAAAGAGGAGUUCCAGAUAAGCUGCUUUAUCGGACCACUAUGGCUCUAACUAUAGGCGGGACUAUCUACUGUCUAAUAGCACUGUACAUGGCCUCACAACCAAGAAACCAAAAGUAAACAAACCACAACUCAUGGGACUCAGGACACUUCUCUGAAGGACCUCCUGCAUGUAUCUAUCAUUCUGCACUUGCUGUAAUUCUGUGAUCAUGUAACAUUCGUUAUUCAGAUCAAAUUUAUUGGAGAAAAUGUUUUUAAAUCGGUUGCCUAAUGUGAUUUAGAAAUCAAUAUAAACAUACUUAAAGACUUCAUUCUAACAUACGGUUGUAGCUUUGCAUUUUUUGUCUUGCAGGAGUGUAUGAGCAAUUGGAGAAAGUUAAGCUUUUCUUUCUUUCCCUCCCCCAACUUAAACAAUGUUACAGAUAGAACAGGACAAAUACUUUGCAGGCUAUGCUCCACAUUUCUUAGUGGAAGGAUGCUGCUGGUUUCCAAAACAGUAGAAGCAAAUUCUGUAAUUCUUAUAACAUACUAGGAACCACCUUCUGUCAUACAGCUCAUUUUACAUAAGCAGGUGGCAGUGAAACUUUUCCAACUGCUGGUAUGUUAUUAAGUAUUUGUACUUCUUUCUGGUGGUAGGACAAAGGAAUUAUCUACUUGGAGCAUUCAAAGUGGUUUUAUUCCAUAAUGUAGUAUCACUGUAUGCAGCAGAGUGCACCAGUAUUGUAGCAGCAGUUAUAGCAAUUUUUGGACUUUAAUUUGUCAAACUAUCUUAUUGUGCAAUAACGAUAACUACAUGAAUAAUAAAUCAGGCAACUCUCGAAAGUUUCAGACCACAGCUGGCUUGGUAUUGAAAAAAACAAUGAUACACUUCAGUUCAGGUUCAUUUUCUAGAUCUCAAAUCAGACAAUUGAUUCAGUUACCUUACUGUAAUCUUUUUGAGAGGUUUAUCCUCUUAAAACCCUCCCUUAGAGGUCCCUUUCAUAGCGCAGCUGUGUGUUAUUUUCAGUGUAUGCACAUAUCUGUGUACACACAUACACAUUUCCUUUGCUGUUUGUGUGGAAGACAGAGAAGCCAAUAAAAGUCUUUAUUCAUCCUCUUCUCUUCGUAAUAUCAUAGCCUUGAACUGCAAGUUUCACUCAAGUCUUCACAAAAAUCAUGUUCUAUUUUGAUAUAUCCUCCUCUGUGAACAUCAAGUAUUCACUCUUAGUCACCCAGGCUAUGGAUAAGCAUGAAGUCACUGCCCUCUGUAAUGAGCCAUCUCUCCCAGAACCGUGCAGAAAUCGUAUUGCACAUUAAUAAGGAAAACAGUUGAUAAAGGAACCUAAAACUCCCAUUUCUUCAAUCUUUUACUAAAAACAUUCUGAUUUUUUUCCAGUCAAGUUAAAUCCAAGCAUUAUUACUGUUCCAUAGGAAAGAAAAGAGCUGGUUGUACUGUCAUCUUGGGUUUCAGUCAAUGUUGGUAUUUCAGGAUGCGAGAGAUUAAGAGAUGAAGUUGUAAGGACAGCAAGACUCAAAGAAUAGCAGAGAAUUAUUCAGUUAUCCAGGAACUGAAAGCUGUGUUUCCUCUACUGAUAAAAUAUUUUAUCCUCAGUAAUCUAUGCUUCUGUGGCACUAAGAAUCUUGUGCUGUAGGCUGUUAAAAAGGAAAUUAAAAAAAAGAGAGAAAGAGAAA